UAAGAAUUGGAGAAGAUAGGAUCUCAAAUCUCCUCUCUUUCCACUUAAAAUGCUAAAUUACCUCUUCACUUUCUCAGUUUAACCUUUAUCUCCUCUCUUAAAGUGUCUCUCUCUCUCUCUCUCUCUCUCUCUCUCUCUCUCUCUCUCUCUCUCUCUCUCUCCUUGAAGAUCUAGAGAACAUGAAGUUCUCUCUUCCUCACCACAAGAGAGAGAAGCACUGGCACAUAAGCCCAGGAAGGCUAGGGUUAUUUUCCCUGUCAUCAGUCUGUCUUACAUCUCUUCUCAUCAUCUUCUUCAUCUUCUAUCCUUCAAACCCUUCUAGGGUUGGAACCCAACAGGAUCUGAUCAAUCAAAAAAACCUCCUCAAUAGACCUAAGAUUAUGGAUGCAGGUGGGGGUGAAGAAGAGGAGGAGGAGUACUGUGACUUGUUCAAGGGAAGAUGGAUUCAGGACCUGAAAGGAUCACUUUAUACCAACUGGAGUUGCAGAACUUUACCAGAUUCUAAGAACUGUGGGAAGCAUGGGAGGAAGGACAAAGAUUACCUUCAAUGGAGAUGGAAACCCAAUGAGUGUGAACUCCCUAGAUUCGACCCAAAGACCUUCUUCAGAAUUGUUCAUGGCAAGAAACUAGCCUUCAUAGGGGACUCAGUUGCUCGCAAUCAAAUGGAAUCUCUUCUCUGCCUCCUCUCACUUGAGGAGACCCCAACAGACAUUUACAAAGACUCCGAAGACCGAUUCCGGACGUGGUACUUCCCCUCACACGAUUUUACUCUCUUCAUUUUCUGGUCUAAGUUCCUGGUGGUCGGAGAGGAGAGAGUAAUCAAUGGAUCACUCUCCGGCGAGUUCGACUUACACCUAGACAUGAUUGACAACAAUUGGGCUAGUAAACUUCAUGGCGUGGACUAUGCAAUCAUAUCUGAUGCUCACUGGUUCUUCCGGAAGAACUAUCUCUAUGAAGGUGGCAAGCUUGUUGGUUGUGUGUUCUGCAAUGAACCAAACAUCACUGAUCAUGGCUUGAAUUUCGCACUCCGAAAGGUUUUUCGAUCUGUACUGCAGUACCUCAACAAUUGUAAGGAGUGUAAGGUUCUACUUGCCUUGGUAAGAACUUUCUCACCAGCUCAUUUUGAGAAUGGAACAUGGAAUGAUGGAGGGAACUGCAAUAGAACAAGACCAUUGAUGGAGGAAGAAGCAAACUUGGUUGGCACAGAAUGGGAACUCAGAAGCAUCCAAGUAGAAGAAGUUGAGAGAGCAAGAAAGAAGGGAGAGAAGAGGACCAAGUUUGUGGCUUUGGAUGUGACAAGAGCCAUGUUGAUGAGGCCUGAUGGACAUCCAGGGACCCAUUGGAACAACCAAUGGAUGUUGGAUUACAAUGAUUGUGUUCAUUGGUGCUUGCCUGGACCAAUUGACUCAUGGAAUGAUUUGUUGCUGGCUGUGCUGAGCAGGGAGAUGAAGGAGAAUGGUGGUUCAUUCAUGAAAUUAGUCAUAUAACCAUACAUGAUUUUGAUAAUUUAUAGAGAAAACAGAAUCCUCAUUCAUUUAAUGGUGGUGGAACAAUUGAUUUGUCUUGAUCAGAUUCUUCAA
Messenger RNA from Macadamia integrifolia, 1580 nucleotides. Its product is annotated as protein ALTERED XYLOGLUCAN 4-like. Bases 180 to 1487 code for a protein of 435 amino acids. Gene Ontology annotation, molecular function: O-acetyltransferase activity. The record is from RefSeq and is a predicted model, not a curated record. Gene Ontology annotation, cellular component: Golgi apparatus. NCBI's taxonomy places the organism in Eukaryota, Viridiplantae, Streptophyta, Magnoliopsida, Proteales, Proteaceae. The transcript is spliced from 3 exons.